GUGAACGGCCAUUUUGUGGCAGCCGAGAGAGCCGAAGCGGGAGGAGGCAUCGCUGCUCCUGUCGUUGCCCGUUGGCCUCGCCCGCUUUUUUUCCCCCUUUCGCUCCCUUUUUUUCCUUCGGUUGGAUCGGAUCGUUGCCGGUUUUAUUUUUUUUAAAAUUCCUCUUUUCUUCUCCCCCCUCCGCUCCUCCUCGGGCUGCUUCCCGCCCUUGGCCCUCCGCCUUCUUCUCUCACACAUCGACCAACCCCAACCGCAGCCAUUGCUGACCUCGCCAUGUCUGGUGGCGGCGUGAUCCGCGGCCCGGCCGGGAACAACGACUGCCGCAUCUACGUGGGCAACCUGCCGCCGGACAUCCGCACCAAGGACAUCGAGGACGUCUUUUACAAAUACGGAGCUAUUCGGGACAUCGAUCUCAAGAACCGCCGAGGGGGGCCGCCCUUCGCCUUCGUCGAGUUUGAAGACCCCAGGGAUGCAGAAGAUGCAGUGUAUGGACGGGAUGGAUAUGAUUAUGAUGGGUACCGUCUACGGGUGGAGUUCCCUCGAAGUGGUCGGGGCACUGGCAGAGGAGGAGGAGGCGGUGGAGGUGGUGGGGCCCCAAGGGGCAGAUAUGGACCCCCAUCGAGACGUUCUGAAUACAGAGUGAUAGUAUCAGGACUGCCUCCCAGUGGAAGCUGGCAGGAUUUAAAGGAUCACAUGCGUGAAGCAGGUGAUGUAUGUUAUGCUGAUGUUUUCCGAGAUGGAACUGGUGUCGUGGAGUUUGUUCGGAAAGAAGACAUGACCUACGCAGUGCGAAAACUGGAUAACACUAAGUUUAGAUCUCACGAGGGAGAAACUGCCUACAUCCGUGUUAAAGUUGAUGGCCCAAGAAGUCCGAGUUACGGAAGAUCUCGUUCCCGCAGCCGUAGUCGUAGCAGAAGCCGUAGCCGAAGCAACAGCAGAAGUCGCAGUUAUUCCCCGAGACGAAGCAGAGGAUCUCCACGCUACUCUCCCCGUCACAGCAGAUCACGUUCUCGUACAUAAAUGAUCUUUAAUAGUGCUCCUUUUUGUAGAAUUUCUCCAUGUUGUAUGCAGUUUUCUUUUGCCCAUAAAUAGUCCAUUCUUUUAGGGAAAAAAAAGAACAGAUCUGAAACUGUUUUACUGAAAAUUGGCUAAAGUGUUGAAUUGCAGUUUUGUAUGAUACCCCUAGUGAGUAUUUGUUCUUUAACAUCAACAUUCCCUUGCAUCUUUCAUAAAUUGUAUUUUAACAUGUCCUAGUCAGGGUUCUUUCUAGCUAGUUUGCUGCCCACUCUCUCUUCCAACUGUGAUAUUGCUGUAUUAAAAAUGUCUUUGUUCAGCUAUGGUUUAUACAAGCUUGGGGUGUUGGGGUUUAAAUUGUCUCUUUUGGGGGAGCUUACAUUUUUAUCUUGCCUUUUCAUGUGUCUUUCUGUAGACAUAUCUGAAGAGAUGGAUUAAGAAUGCUUUGGAUUAAAGGAUUGUGGAGCACAUGUCAAUCAUUUUAGGAUUGUCAAAAGGAGGAUUGAGGAGGAUCAGAUCAAAAAUGGAGGCAAUGGUAUGACUCCAAGUGCUAUUGUCACAGAUUAAAUUGGCAGUAUUGACCUUAUACAGAAAGAAUAGUGAAAUAGGCACGCCUGUUCUCUAUUGUUCCACUCAUUUUCUAGUCAGCUGAAGUUUUCUGACUACCAUCAUGACAAUUGUGGCUUAGCUGGAUCCAUGCAGGGUGGGGUGGUGGGGGUGUACUGUGUCGGUUGAUUACAGGUGUUGCCCGUUUUUAUCCUUGUAACAUGCAGGUUUUUCAGACAUGGAAGUAUAAUCUCAAUACUGCUAAAAUCUGCAUGUCCUCUUGUGUGACUGAUAGAGCAUUUUGCUGUUUCAUCUUAAAUGUAAUGAAAUGGAAGCAGUGGUGGGGGGAGCACACUGGGGAUUUCUUUCCCUCUUCCCCUGCAAGAUAAAUCAGAAACUGACUCUGAUAAACUUCAGUUAAUCUUGUCACUUCUAGACUGAGUAUAAUGAGCUUUUAGUUUAGGCUUGGAUAGUUCUAGCAGCAGGAUUUGGCAACUUCAUGACAUUUUUUUUUUCCAACCACAAAACCUGUAAUGCACAUAUAGUAAUUGAAAUGUUGAAAUUAUCAGUUAUCCUUUGUAAAUAUUAGAAUGUUUCUUCCAAAUGAUUAACACUGCUAAAAUUUGAGCAUCACAAUACAAAAGUUUGUCUUGGGGAACUGAUAGUUAUCAAUGCCUGUUUUUAUUAUUCAGCGGCAGACAUAACUGAUCAUUCCCCAGAAUCCUAUUUUUCAUUACGGUAUCUAACUUUUUGCCUCCUCUUUUUUGGUUUUGCUGGUUAUAAAGGUUUGGAUUGGAGAGGGCUCACUGGAUCCCAAUCCUUGGAGCUGGAUCAUUGGAUUCAAAUCAUAAUGUGGAUAGGAUAGGGAGGAUCAAUUUCAAGGAUUCAUGGAGCGGGAUCAGAUUACCAGGAACAUAGGAGUGGAUUCCUGCCCCAACCAAACCGCACUCGUAUGGAGUUUUAUUCAACUCAAUUGGCUAUUCCAAAGAUUUUUUUUUUCCUAUUUUUGACGUUUGGAGCCCAUCCAUAAGAUGCACGAUGGAGUUUUCAUAUUUUUUUUUUGUAAAAGGAGCAAAGCAAGGACCUGGAGAGGUACGCUGGAGCAUUCUCCUUGGAAGGAUUCAGCACAAGUAGAUGGUAAAUGUUAAAGGGGAAAAAAGGGGGGGUUGUUUAUAAAUGUUAAACCAAUAAGUCAUUUACCUAAAUUUAACAACGCAAAGAAAUUGGAAUCUUUUAAGAUUAAGUAGGCUUUCAAUUGGCUAUUGCCUUUUUCUUUUUGACAAAUAAAAUUUUAUAAAAAAGUGCAUGGUGGUUUUGUUGUAUUGAAUAAUGCCCAUAUAUGUUGCUCUUCUGCUAUGAUGAAUUCACUUGUUAAGUUCCUCUGAUUCUUGGCCUGGUAAUUGACCGGGCUUCAUCUUGUGCUCUGUGGCCCAUUCAUAAGCAUUGGAGCACUGGUAGUAGACUGGGCACAAAUAAGCCCUGAUGAAAAGGUGUUGAGAAUGAAGAUAAUAAACAUCCUGGAGCUUACAUUGUCAGGCACAUGGAAGGAAAUACUUGGCUGCUCUAGCAGGAUACAUAGCCAAGGGUUCAUGCAACUUGGUGACUGCAGAAUGUGGAUGAUAAGGUAAGAGCUACAGAAUUCUGUAUCAAGUAGAACUGGUCGAUAAAAUGGCUGCUUUAGCUUCACAUGGAUAAUCCUUGAGGUUUACAGUAGUUAACAUCUGUAACGUUAUCUUAACAUUCUUGCAGAGUUUUUAAAGUCCGUUAACAGUUGGCACUUGAUUAAAAAUUAAUGGAAUUUCCUAGGGCCGUGAUGGCGAACCUAUGGCACGCGUGCCAUGGGUGGCACGCGGAGUCAUGUUGCCUGGCACGCCAGCUCAGCUCUGUCAGCUGAUUUUCGGCCCUUUUGGGCCUACCAGAAGAGGGCCUGGGGGGGGGGAAGGCCUGUUUUUCUUUCUCCCUGGCUCCAGAUCUUCUCUAUGCAUCUGGGGAGGGUGAAAACAGCCUUCCCCACCCCCCUCGGAAGCCCAAAACGGCCCAUUUCCAAACUUCCGGCCUCCAAGUGGGUGGGGAAGGCUGUUUUUGCCCUCCCCAGAUGCAUAGAAAGGAUCUGGAGUCAGGUGAGAAAGAAAAAUGGGCGUGCCAGGAGUGGGGGGGGAAGGGGGGUCACGCUUGCAUGUGUGUGGCGGGGCACAUAGAAUUAUGGGUGUGGGCACACGCAUGAGCAAACCUACCCCACCCCACCCCACCCCGUCCUGGCACGUGAUGGCAAAAAGGUUAGCCAUCACUGUCCUAGGGGGUUAUUGAAAGUACUUGGUUAGGGUCCAUCCCUGACAAGCCGUGUUUUCCAUCUUGGUGCCAUAUUAGUAAACUCCAUUGAUGUUUUUAUAAAAAAAAACUUCUCCAACUGUAGCAUGGAAAUGGUUUUCUAUUGCUGCUUUUCUAAUGCAAUUUACAGCUCUAGUUUUCCCAGGCUGCCUAGAGUUACUGGGAAUUGGGUAGCAUAUAAAUCUAAUACAGUGGUACCUCUGUACUUAUCGUUAAUUGGUUCCGGGUGGCAUGAUGAGUACCAAACAUUUUCCCCAUAAAGGAAUAAUGUAGUGAGUCACAAGGCAGCUGACACCAACAGGUUCUCGGUUGUGUGUCGAACAUCAAAUGAGUACCAGGACAGAUUUUUCAUGUCAAAAUGUGUUCAGUGCCAAAAAUUUGAUGAGUUUCAAAGCAAUUGUACCACAAUAAAUUAUCUCCUAUCAAAGAUCUUAGCAAGCUGGCUGUACUUAGCUUCCAACCCCAGAAAACACCAUGGUGUAAAAUAGUCUAGGAUUCAUUAUGUCCCUGCGGAAACAAGGACGUGGAUCUCUGACAUGCUUCUUAAAGGUAUGAUAGAAUUGAUUUUGCACUUGCAUAAAUUAUUUCAGGGUUAUAUGCUGUUUCUAUAUUAGAUAUUGAGGCUAUCUAGAUCCUCAAAAAAGGUAAAAUAACAGUCCUUGCAGAGAAGAUGUUAAAGCCCGACCAACUGUAAAAAGUACUGGUCAGUUGACAAGUGUUUUAAGUCUAGGAUUUUGAGGGGGGGGGAAAUAAGUUGGUUAUAACUAUACGUAUACAGAUAGUUCUGGACUUGCAGCCAUUUGUUUAGUGACCAAAGUUAAAAUGGCACUGAAAAAUAUGACUAGUCCUCCGAUUUAUUGACCGGUACAUUGUCUUCAUGGUCACAUGAUGAAGAUUAAGGAGCUUGGUAACCAGCGUGUUUGCUGUGCCCAGGUCAUAUGAUCACAGCAUGCAACUUUCCCAACCAGCCUCCGACAAAGUCAUGGAGGAAGUGGGAUUCAUUUAACAAAUGCAGUGAUUUGCUUAACCAUGGCAGAAAUGGUCAUAAAAUUGGGCUCACUCACUCCUGUUAAUUGUAAAUCGAGAACUACUGUAGCUUACAUUUCAGAUCCGUGUUCUAGUUAAUGAGGAUCAUCAGAUGCUGGUCAAAGUUGGUUACUGUUAAAGUGAUUUAAAUAUUAGGUGUUCUAAAAGAUUGAAGAAAGACUAAAAAUGCCUCAAAAUAGAGAAUGGAAGCAACAAGAUAUUUGAAGUGUUAAAAGUAUUGACUGAGUCUCCUUAGGCAGAUCCAAAAUACUUUAGAAUGACACUAAAUUCUUCAGCAGCCCUUGAUAUAUUAUUUUCCCUAUUAGGUUUUCUGUUUAAUUAUAUGUAUUGAGAUUGAAAAUUGGGUAGGAUCCCUAUUCAUGAAUCCUACUGGUUACUGUUCUGGUCUAUUAAAUUUACGGCCAGACGUAUUAAGAGUUGACAAGGAAGAACACAUCUCACGUUUAUGGUGUUGCAUAGGUAGUCCUCAUUUAGUAACUACAAUUUGGACUGACAUUAAGUGAAGGCACUAGGUGAAACUGCAACUACUUAACAACCUUCGGUUUCACAGGCUCAGAAGACCAAACAAUUUGAUGGUCAAAAAUAGGAUUAAUUUUUACUUUCUUUUAUCACUGUCAUAUAACUGAACAGUCACUAAAUGAGGCAGUUGUUUUUUGGUAUAAUUUUAUCAAUGCAGCAGUUGUUAAAUGUGGCCAAUCUAUACUGAAGGGAUCAUGUUUCCCCCUGGAACAUUACUUGAAAUGUUGAUAGCUUCAAAUUCCUCAUAUAAAUCACUUGCUUUACAGUCUUAAACUUCCUCGCAAAAUUUGAAAACCAGCCUUGGAGUAACUUGCGUAAAAAGGCUGCAGAGCUGAAUAGUAACAUUCUAGUGAAAACAUCUCUUGCUUGUUUACUGAAGGUUAAAGAAGCAGAAUAACGAGAUAAGCCCUUAGAUGUAGCAGGGGAAAGUUGGUAAAUCAGACCUGUAAUUAGAUUGUGAUUUGUUUUUGUUAACACCUAGUUCUGUAGCUUCAGGCUAAAGGUUUUCAGCGUAUAUAAGCUCUGGGGCGAGCAACUAGGCUGGCGCUGAUAAUGAUAGCUUUGUAUAAUUGCCCUGUGGUCACAUUACUAAGUUUGGUGGAGUUAUUUUUCUUCUUUUUUUGUAUAUGCACCUGUGCAAUGGAAAAAUAGGACUUCUGAGGCCAAGUAAAUUCUAGACCAGGCGUGUCUUACCUGCGGCCCAAGGGCUGCGUGCAGUCCUGGGCAGCUAGUAAUGCAGCCCCACAAGACCAUAAAAAUAUAUGCUGAACUUGGUUAUUUAUAUGCACUGUAUUAUAUAUAUUUGAUAUGUGCGCCAAGACUAUUCCUCUUCACUGAGUGUGGCCCAGGCAAGCCAAAAGGUUGGACACUCCUGCUCCAGACUAACCUAGCCUAGAAUAUGGAGCACUACUGGGGAGGUAUAUGUUUUCAUUAUAUUCUCUUUUAAUCAUAUAUUGCGUAGAUCAAAAGGUUCAUGAAGUGUUCGAGGCAGCAUGGUGAACUCUUGUGUGCUGUAGUUUUUAAGUUAACGGAGGAUAAUUAUCAAGUAAAUCUGCUUUAUUGCAGAGUCAUUUGUCAAUGAGAUGGGCAGCAUACAAAUUUAUUAAAUAAAUAGGAAUAUGGACCUCUGUUGAAGUGUGUUAAAUGGCCUAACGUGCCUUGGAGGGGAAAAUGUUUCAGACCUCAAAUGAUAAAUUAGACUAAAGAUCUAAUUUUAGGAAAAACACAGUUUUCCCAGUUCUGGGCUCAGUUUUAUAAUACUCUAGAGUGCUAAAAUGGAGGAAGAAGUUGGCAAAAGUUUUCUCAUUUCAAAUAUAAUCUGGGAGGGGGAAAAUCUAUAAACUUUGACUUAUACGGAACCUUGACUAAUUUGUUUUUAAAAAGGCAUUAAAAAUUGCUAUAGGCAUUCCUGAAAUAUAUCAACAGGAAAUAGCAGUGUUAUCUUUAUGAGGAAACUCCUGUUAAUGUCAUGUGUGUAUUUUUCUUAAAAUUGGGCAUGGUUCCUCAAUCUGGUUUCUUUCCACAGGGUGGCCACUGAGGGACCACUGUCAAGGGAAUGCCCAAUCUGGCCAUUUCCUCCACAUGAGCAUUUCGGCCCUUAUCACAUGGUAACUACAUGGAAUAACACAAGAUGGCUGUCUCGUUUCUCUAGCUGCUUCUCCCUUCUCAUCCAGCCACUGGAUGAAAAGAAAGCAAGAAAGUCCUGAUUAUUAUUAUUUUUUUAAUUGGCAGAAAAACAAGCACGCAAGUUAGAAAUUCUCAAACCUGCUUAAAGUGGGAAAUUUUCCAGCCCAUAUAUUGGCUGCUAGUAAACAUUUCCAUGUAUUUCCCUUUAAUUGCUGCUGUUCAUUCCAUGUUAGCUGAAUAUUCAUCAAACUUUUGCUGAUUUUCCUUGCCAUCCUUCCAAUGCGGUGCAGCUUAUAUAAAAUGAGGAUCCCUGAACUGGGAAUUGCUGGUAUUAGAAUCUCCUCUUCAUAAGCAAAACUGCAUUUCAUGGUUUCCUUUCUUCAUAACUGCUGUACCUGCACUAUGAUAUGGUAAUUAGUUUAUAGGAUCAUGUGAGGAGAAACAAUGAUUCGCCAUCCAUGCAUAUGGCAUUUGAUUUGGUGAAAUGUACACUAGAACAAUCUCUUGUUUUCAAAUCACUUGCAGCAUAAAAUGUGAAGUGACAGAAAAAGGAGUGAUGGGCAGAUCACUAUAGUAUAUGAGCUAUAGCAAAUAUUUCCCAGAUUCUUUUUUCACGUAUUAUGGAAAGAGCUUCCUGUGGUUUAUUUCUGCUAUGCACCUCCAUCUGUAAUCCUCUGGAUUGCCUUACAUCCUCAAAUGUUCCCGUCUUUUGCCUUGCUUAUUGGAGAUUUCCUGACAUCUGGCUUUGCAAUGCUCCUUCCAUCUCUGCAGGAUCGGUUACCCUCAGUUUUUGGGGUUGUGGUGCAUUAUAUGAGUCACUCCUGAAUUAUCCAAACUGGAUGUUGAAUUUUUUUUAGCGGAAAUAAGUUUUCUCUGUCACAUCACAAAUGCAUUUAUUGAGAUGUCCAGAAGAAAAUUGACUAAACAGUUCAGCUAAAGUACCUGGAUUAGAUGUUAGGUAGGCAGAUUAUACCAGCAAGAGUUAACAGAAUAUAUGUGUUCAUCUGACAAGAUAACAACCCUAACCCCUCAGAUUUUUGAGGUAAGAAGGUAAUCUUGCUAUAAAGAUGUUUUUAACAGUGUUGGGAGGGGAAUCAGAAUUCAGUAAUGGGUUGUGAUUCCUAGCAUGUGAAAUAGAUAGGCAGGCUAGAUUUACGUGGACUUCUGGAUGCCUAUUGUUAAUCUGUUUAACCUGCUGUUUUUUCCUCUCCCUCCCCCCCAUGUUACCGUUCAGAAAACUUUGAAAAUAACCAGGAAAAGCAGGAAAUGAAAGCUGAGCUCCCUGGCUGCUCUUAAGAUUGCAUAUCAUUCCUGUUAACUGAUGACUGGUGGUGCAUGGAGAUGUGGACCUCUGCUAGUAGAUGAUUUGCACUCGGAGCCAGGAAAGGAUUCCUUGACUGCCCAAAAGACAAACCUUCCACCUUUACAUUCCCUUGCAGAACGGUUCACCCGUGCAGGAGGAAGAGGAGGAGCCCAAGUUUUUAUUGGCGGGAAACAUUAGGGUAAUAUUUCUGCAGCAGCACUGCCAUCGUAUUUUCAAGAAACCCAUCUCCUCCCAAGGGAAGGUUAUGUAGGCAUUGCGAUAGUUAAAAGGACUGUAACUCUUGGCCUUUGCUGGACAGAAGAUGGGGUUGGGGGCCUCAGCUGUGUUAAUGAAUAUCUUGAAAUGCAGCCCCCCCCCAACAUCUGUAGAGAAUGAUGAUUGUGGUUGGUAGUUUGUUUUGUGGGUCAGGCUAGGAUGAUCUACAGGCCAGGUGCCCAUCAACGUAAGCUCUAAAUACACUGGUACCGUAAUGGGCUGUGCACAUCUCCACUUAUAGCAUCUAGCAACUGUUCAAACCAUUAACCUGAUGUGCAGCUCUGCUCAACAUCUGGAGAGCAUUAAAUUCCAGUGGAACGAGAGAGGUAUGUGCCAGUGGACAAGCUCUGCUGGAAUCCAUCAGCCUUCACCGUCCAUUUAAGGUAAAGCCUGCUUUGAGUUUGACUUCUAAGGACUUAAAGAGUCUUGUCCGUGUUUUGACUUUUAAAAUCUAGCCUGCGGACUUCACACUCAUUUCUUAAGCUCCCAUCCCAAGUGUGAAGGAAGCUUGAGCCUGCUUAGCUUCUGAGCCGGUGAAAACCAGAUGUGGGACACCUUCUAAUUAAAAAGACCAAACAACUUGGGAAUGUAACGAAACGUUAGCUUCUAGCAUAAUUCUUAUUUAACCAAAUGCUAAAGAGUGUCACGCAUAAAUAGGUCAUAGGAGUUGUUGGGUGGCUGUAAUACAGCAGGUGGAAGUGAAUCCAACUGCAAAAAGGGAUCACAGUGAGCUAAGUUGGUAGAGAAAAUGUGAGGGGGGGAGAGACAAGUCCCCCAGUUUGCUUUUGGUGAAUGGUUUUAAGGCUCGAAUGAGGAUUCCUUUUUUGUAAAUAAACAUGCCUUUCAAUAAUUUUUGUAGGAGUCCCGUGACAGGGUCUCGAAAUCCCAGCUUUGCCCAGAAAUUGCCUGUCUGUGAGAAUUUUCCAUUCUGCAAAGCUUAUCCCCUCUUGCCUUCCAUCAUUCUUCUCGUCUGUUCUCAAGAAAAUUGGAAAAAUGUGGUACACCAUAACUGUGAAGGCUCCGUGCAUGAGGGAGUCCCAAAGGUUCUACAAGAAGUGGAUGAAGUUGGGGCUCCAGACACUAAACCCAAGUUCAAAUGGUUUCUUUCCGUUUAACAGUCAAUGGACUGUUGUGUAGAUCAAGGCCUGAAUAUAGAACGGCUUUUAAAUAUAUGGUAUUUUAAAAAUAUUUUAAUUUAAGGUCAUGCUGGUGCCCCAGUCUUCUUACAAGCAACACUGCGGCCUUUUUAGGAACCUAAUUUUACUCUCUUUAUUUUUCCUUUUUGGGAUAUAAACUGGAGACAUCUCUAGAAAAUUAUAACUACUUAAGAUAGGAAGGCAUUUUCUGACCAGUGCCUUUGAAAAAUCUUCUUGCCUGUUGUAUUUUCCCCCUUAACAUUCAGAUUUUAGAGCGACUGAAAAGCAGAGGUGGAGAAAUUGGAAAGUACAGAGAGGGGUGUAAUUUUGGCUGUGAAGUAGGGAUGUAGCCUUGCAUAUUUAAGAUAUGGAAAAUAUCCCGUUUUUUGCAUAGUUAGUUGGACUAACUUUAGCGGUUUCUGAAUUUUAGUAGUUUUUUUUUUAAGUUGAUUGGAGACCUGUACUAGAGUAGAAUAAUCCCAGUAGGCAUGUGUCAAGGGCUUCUAAAAAAAUACCAUUUGAAGGAAGCUUUUACUGGAUCCUCUCUACUGUAUUAAAGUUUAAGCUUGAUAUUUUUCUUAAAUCUUUUAUCCUGCCUACAACUUUGAUUUAGCCUUAGAGAAAUCACCUAUUUCCUUUUCUCAAUUCUUUGACAUCCUCACUUAAACAUUUUCCUGUAAUGUGCAGCUUGAAUUAUUGACAAGUCUUUUUGUACAUUGUUUGAGCCGAGGAGAGGUGUCAAACUCCUCGGCUCAAAACAUGUACAAAAUGACUUCUCUUUUUGUACAUGGAAGAGAACUGAGCAAAUAGAUGAGUGCCUGCCCACAAAAUUAUAUCUAGUAUGAUACACUGGAAUUGGAAAUAAGUCAGUAUCAGUUCCUCUGUUAUCUUUAGCCUGGCCAAUCUGUAAAUUAAAUUGCAGAAUAGGACUGUCAGUUAAUGGCCACAAACACAUUACAGAACAAAUGUUUCUCAAAAAAGCCUCACAAGUAGUGUCAACAAUAAAGAAUAGGUUCAUUUAGAAUUAUUGUGCCUGGUUUGUGCUAGGUUUUUAUACUUCCAGGGGUGUAUUAGGUACACAAUCUCAAUGUAUCUAAUGCAGAAUGGUGGCAUUUCAAAAUUGCUUUACUGUAGCAGAUGAUUCUGCUGCUGCUCUUAAGGAGCAUAAAUUUGUAACAUCAGAGGAAGGCACAUGUUUGUGUGACUUUCAAAACCAGUGUGCAAGAGAUUAUUUUAAGCCUCCACAAAUUCAAAAGAGAACAGAUUCAGAAAAAUACCUUCCCACCCAGUUCUCAAACCUGGAAUAAGCCCUUUUGUGCCGCUAAGUAUGCUGUAUCUUUAGAGAUUUUUGAUUGUAAGCCUCAUGGCUGAAAUGCAUAAAUAAAAUUGCUGUUUAUUAUCAUAA
Molecule: messenger RNA, 11200 nt
Organism: Pantherophis guttatus
Lineage: Eukaryota; Metazoa; Chordata; Lepidosauria; Squamata; Colubridae
Gene: SRSF1
Product: serine and arginine rich splicing factor 1
Cellular component (GO): cytoplasm; nucleus
Molecular function (GO): mRNA binding
Source: RefSeq, a predicted model, not a curated record